Exophiala viscosa is the source of this 1576-nucleotide messenger RNA. RefSeq names its product dolichyl-diphosphooligosaccharide-protein glycosyltransferase. The transcript is spliced from 2 exons. Bases 59 to 1576 code for a protein of 505 amino acids. Lineage: Eukaryota; Fungi; Ascomycota; Eurotiomycetes; Chaetothyriales; Herpotrichiellaceae. The record is from RefSeq and is a predicted model, not a curated record. Gene Ontology annotation, cellular component: membrane; oligosaccharyltransferase complex.
AAAUACUUGUAACUUACGACGAUGCUGCAUUGAAACUUCCUUCCAACAAGGCGCUAGGAUGAGGUUCUCGUCCCUGGUAAGCGCAGUCUUAGGACUGUGCAUUACAGCAUCAAGUGCCGAAUCCAAUCUCACCACACCACAAGGGACACAGAAGUUCCUCUCCGGCGACUUCGAGCCUCCUCAGGUAUUCGAGAAUACGAAUGUCGUCCGGACCAUCAACCUUGAGAGAGGCUACGUUCGAGAGACCACGAAUGUUCUGAUUACCAACACCGACAAGGAACCUCAGUCAGAUUACUAUGUCCCCCUCGACUAUGAUCUGGUUGGCAGAAUAGGGGGCUUCGACGCCCGGGACAAGAAGAAUGCUGAGCGAGGACCAUUGGAAGUCACCGUUGCUGCAUUGGCCAACGUUCUUGACGCUACUCAAUACUAUAUCAUCCAUCUCGACGAGCCCUUACCUCCCAAAGAGACCGCAACUCUAUCCAUAUCCUACAAUAUCCUCGGUGCGCUGAAACCUCUGCCAGCAUCCAUCAAGCAAGAAGACAAACAAUACCUCACGUACGAUUUCUCUGCCUACAUCGCGACGGCGUACACGACCAUCAAACAGAAAACCAAAGUCAAGUUCCCUUCGGCAGACGUCCCAGAAUACACAACCACAAAGGGACUGACUUCGAAUGCGGACCCAGAGAAGCAAGGCUUAUUCUUUAACUACGGACCAUACGAGACGGCAAAGGUCCCAGUAGGCACCGUCUACCCAGUCACCGUCCGCUACGAGUUCAAUAAGCCACUCCUUGUAUGCAGUUUACUUGAGCGAGAUGUCGAAGUCUCCCACUGGGGAGGUAACCUCGCGUCGGAAGAGCGAUUCUGGCUCCGACACGAUGGUGCCACACUGGCCAACCAGUUCUCCCGCGUAUCCUGGAGCACACAAAGCUUCUACAUCAACGCCGGUCAGCUGAGCACCUCGGCCCUACGAGAGCUCAAGGUACCCCUAAAACCAGGCAGCGUCGACCCUUACUUCACCGACGACAUCGGCAACGUUUCGACAUCACGGUUCCGACCGAACAACGUCCGCGAAGCCAGCCUCGAGCUGAAGCCUCGCUACCCUAUCUUUGGUGGAUGGAAAUACAGUUUCCGUAUCGGUUGGAACAACGCACUCUCUUCCUUCUUGCGCAAACCCAAGACCCCAUCGGACACAUACGUCCUGUCUGUGCCUCUACUCGAAGGGCCCAAGAUGCCCGAAGGAAUCCAGUACGAGCGUUUCGUGCUGCGUGUCAUUCUCCCUGAAGGCGCUACGAACGUGCAAUACCAAACCUACGGCGGCACUGGCGUCCCAACGCUCCACGCCGAACACAGCUUGCACAAGACUUUCAUGGACACACUUGGUCGUACAGAGCUGAAGCUUUCUGCCAACAAUGUUGUUGAUGACGCGAGAGAUAUCACUGUCCUGGUGACUUACCAGUAUACAUUCCUUGCGGCUUUGAGGAAGCCUGUGACUAUCUUUGCCAGUGUCUCGGCGGUCUUUGCCGUGGCAUGGUUUGUCGGCAGUGUGGAUACUAGCAUUGGCAAGAAGAAGAGGUAG